AUACUUACUAUCAGUGUUCGAUACUUUUCACCUUCUUGACAAUCCUCCAAAACACCUGUCGUCUUUUUUCUCUGGGUUAGACUCCGAUCAUACAACCAACACAACCACCACCAUGCAGGGCUGGGAUCCAACCACCAAGUGAGCGCCCAUACCCUCCGCUAACGGUCAAAGUCUGCCCUCGCGACUGUGUUGUGUGAACGCAGCGCCUCAAGGAUGACCAAAAGCGUUGAUCGCGUAAGUUUCAAUGAACAAAUCCAAUGACGACGAUUGGUUUCGAAUCUCGGCCGCUAAUCCGGAAGGAACACGGUAGACCGGAAAUCGUUGGAAGUUACACUGUAGAAGAAGGAAUUUCUUGGUGUCUAAAGCUGUUACCGGAAAUCAACAGCUGCAGAAAUUGGCAGAUCAAUCGGUUGAACAAGAAACAACAGAUACUUUAGAUAACGGUAUCCUUGUUCCUGAUUCCGAGUCAGUUAUAUCAAGCAUCAAAUACCACGCAGAGUUCACACCGUUAUUCUCUCCAGAAAAGUUUGAGCUUCCAAAGGCAUUCUACGCUACAGCUGAAAGUGUUCGAGACACACUCAUCACUAACUGGAACACCACAUAUAAUUAUCACGAAAAGAUGAACGUGAAACUGGCAUAUUACUUAUCAAUGGAGUUUCUUCAGGGUAGAGCAUUGCUAAAUGCCAUUGGUAAUUUAGAGCUAUCGGGGGCUUACGCUGAGGCUCUAAGGAAACUUGGUCAUGAUCUGGAGGAUGUUGCUAGACAGGAGCAAGAUGCAGCACUUGGAAACGGUGGUUUGGGCCGACUCGCCUCCUGCUUUUUGGACUCACUGGCAACACUAAACUACCCUGCAUGGGGUUACGGGCUUCGUUACAAGUAUGGUCUUUUUAAACAACUCAUUACAAAGGAUGGUCAAGAAGAAGUUGCCGAAAGUUGGCUAGAGAUGGGUAAUCCAUGGGAGAUACCAAGAAAGGAUGUUGCUUACCCGAUAAAGUUUUACGGUGAAGUUGUUACAGGUCCAGAUGGACGUAAGCAAUGGGUCGGUGGAGAAAAUAUCUCGGCUGUUGCCUAUGAUGUUCCGAUACCUGGAUAUAAGACCAAAACGACGAUCAACCUUAGACUAUGGUCAACGAUGGUUGGACCGGAAUAUUUCGAUUUAAAAGCUUUUAAUUCUGGAGAUCAUGCCAAAGCAUAUGAAGCUCUAAAAAGAGCAGAAAAGAUUUGCUACAUUUUGUACCCUGGAGACGAGUCACACGAGGGGAAGACUCUUAGAUUAAAGCAACAAUAUACAUUAUGCUCUGCUUCACUUCAAGAUAUAAUUUCAAGGUUCGAAAGGAGAUCCGGAGAUGCACCAAACUGGAACGAAUUUCCUAAAAAAGUUGCGGUACAGAUGAAUGAUACUCACCCGACACUUUGCAUACCGGAAUUGUUGAGAAUAUUGAUGGAUGUUAAGGGUUUGAGCUGGAAAGAAGCAUGGGGAAUCACUCAAAGAACGGUAGCAUACACCAAUCACACUGUUCUACCCGAGGCUCUAGAGAAAUGGAGUUUGAAUCUUUUACAGGAACUACUUCCUCGGCAUAUUGAGAUAAUUAAGAUGAUUGAUAGUGAGCUGAUUGAUACUAUCAUUGAUGAGUACGGUAUCAAGGACCUUGAGUUGCUGAAAGAAAAACUGAACCAGAUGAGAGUUUUGGAAAAUGUGGAACUACCCGCAUCCGUCUUAGAACUACUUGUUCAACCGGAUGAAAUCGCGAUCGCUGAUUCAGUCGAAGAAGAAGAAAAAUCAGAGGAAGUAACUGAACCGACAAGUGAAAAUGAUGCGCUCGACGUGAAGGUGAAAAAGGAUGCAGUUAUUAAAAAAGUGUCGUUUGACCCGGACCCAAAUUCGGCAAAGAUGGUCCGCAUGGCUAAUCUUUGUGUUGUUGGCGGACAUGCUGUCAAUGGGGUGGCGGAAAUUCACAGUGAAAUAGUGAAGAAUGAAGUUUUUAAUGACUUUUAUAAGUUAUGGCCUAAGAAGUUUCAGAAUAAGACAAACGGGGUGACACCGAGACGAUGGAUCAGUUUUUGCAAUCCGGAAUUAAGUAAAAUUAUAACCAAGUGGACCGGAACAGAUGAUUGGGUGCUCAACACUGAAAAGAUAGAUCAACUUAGAAAGUUUGCUGAUAAUGAAGAACUCCAAUCUGAAUGGAGGAAAGCCAAAAGGAUCAACAAAGAGAAAAUUGUUUCGUUCCUGAAAGAAAAAACCGGAUAUCUUGUUAGCCCUGAUGCAAUGUUUGAUGUGCAGGUGAAGCGAAUUCACGAAUAUAAGAGACAACUAUUGAACAUUUUGGGAAUUGUUUAUCGGUACAAAAAGAUGAAGGAAAUGAAUGCUGAUGAAAGAAAAGCUAAAUUUGUUCCUCGGGUGUGUAUAUUUGGCGGGAAAGCGUUUGCUACAUACAUCCAAGCUAAGAGGAUAGUGAAAUUCAUAACUGAUGUCGCUGCUACCGUUAACAAUGAUCCUGAUAUCGGUGAUCUUCUCAAGGUUGUUUUUGUUCCAGAUUACAAUGUUACAGUAGCAGAAGUUCUGAUUCCUGGAAGUGAUCUGUCCCAACACAUCAGCACUGCUGGCAUGGAGGCAAGUGGGACCAGCAACAUGAAGUUUGCGAUGAACGGGUGCAUUCAAAUCGGAACGCUAGAUGGUGCCAAUGUUGAAAUAAGAGAGGAGGUUGGAGAAGAAAACUUUUUCCUCUUUGGUGCUAAAGCUCAUGAAAUUUCCGGGCUUCGAAAGGAGAGAUCCGAGGGCAAGUUUGUUCCUGAUCCGCGGUUUGAGGAGGUGAAGAAAUAUGUUAGAAGUGGCGUUUUUGGCCCGUACAAUUAUGAUGAACUCAUGGGAUCGUUAGAAGGUAAUGAAGGCUAUGGUCGGGCUGAUUAUUUUCUUGUUGGGAAAGAUUUUCCAGCUUAUAUAGAGUGUCAAGAGAAAGUUGAUGAGGCGUAUAGAGAUCAAAAGAAAUGGACAAAGAUGUCGAUCUUGAACACUGCUGGGUCACACAAGUUCAGUAGUGACCGGACUAUACACCAAUACGCAAGUGACAUCUGGAUGAUUGACCCUCUUGUAUUACCUAAUUAGAGGGAAGAUCAAGUCUAAUACGUGUAAGUUAGUCCUUUUAUUUAAUUGAUAAUUUUGUGUAUUAAUAAUAAACUUUGUUUGGAAAAUUGGAAGAGAACGUGUUUUGUUUGUUUAAAUAAUUUCUAUGGUUUUAUGCAAUUUAUUAUUCAGUUUUAUUUA
Molecule: messenger RNA, 3262 nt
Organism: Helianthus annuus (common sunflower)
Lineage: Eukaryota; Viridiplantae; Streptophyta; Magnoliopsida; Asterales; Asteraceae
Product: alpha-1,4 glucan phosphorylase L-2 isozyme, chloroplastic/amyloplastic
Exons: 16
Coding region: 620-3103 (827 amino acids)
Biological process (GO): glycogen catabolic process
Cellular component (GO): cytoplasm
Molecular function (GO): glycogen phosphorylase activity; pyridoxal phosphate binding
Source: RefSeq, a predicted model, not a curated record